ACUUAACAAAUAUCCCCACACUUUUGUUCACCUUAACCAACCUCCUUCUUCCACCUACUAUUGCGUCUCCUCCCUCUCUCUCUCUCUCUCUCUCGUUUCUACACUGAAAAGCGCUUUUCUAUUUUACACUACUGAACCUUAGACCAAAAGCUCACAUCUAUUAUUUACAUACACACCUAUACACACAACAAGAAGAAGAAUUGAAUUGUGUAAUUGUACGUCGUACCUGGGCGCUCAGAAGCAUGCAAUCUCACACCGCAAUCUCGCAAUCGCCGAGCUUCGACACGUACUCGUCUUCCAACAGACUCGCUCUCAUCGCAGCCAGAGUCGUUCACGAGUUUCAACCUCACGCCGAUCUCGAUGAUUAUUUGUCUAAUCACGAAACGUAUUCUCAUAGUCACCACCCCGAAAAAACCGAACAAUUGGGCGAAAAAAUCGGACAAUUGAACAGAAUUGAUGAUCACGAAGAAAAUGAAGAGGAGGAAGAUGAAGAAUUCGAAUUCGCAUGUGUUGGCAAACAAUUCGAUUCGGCGUCCGAUUGUGAAGGUCAGAUCGGGCCGGCCUAUCCACUCUUCGACACAAAAUUGUUAUCCGACGAGAACUACGUCGAGGUCGAUCGGAAUUCGGAUUCUCCGGCGAAGGAGACGGCGACUGUGUCGUCUUCUCCGGUGAGGCUGCCGUUGGGGAAGCUAUUCAGCGAGGAGCGUGAGCGUGAAUCGCCGUCGUGCUCAUCCUCCGAGGCCGACGAGCUGGACAGAGUUCCGGCGGAAAUGUACUGCGUGUGGAAGCCAAAGACGGCGGAAAAGUCGCCGGAGAAUUGUAAAAAAAGUAACUCAACAGGCUCUUCUAAGAGAUGGAAGUUUCGAGAUCUUCUGAGAAGUAAUAGUGAAGGCAAGGACAGUUUCGUCUUUUUAACUAAUCCGAUUAAAAGAAGAGAUGCAAAUAGUAAAAUUAAGAAGAGUGAGAAAGAUGUGAAAGUCUCCGGCAAAGUGAACGAUGUUUCCGGCGAGGUUCCGGCGACGUUGGCGUUCCGGUUAAGAAACGAGAGAGUGAAGGAAAGUGAUCAACGGCGGACGAUGGUGCCGUACAAGAAGGAUAUUGUGGGGAUGCUUGCCGAUGUGAAUGGGGUGAGCAGAAAUUUACGUCCAUUUUGAGAUUAAUUAUUUAAUUAUGAAUUAGUGUGUGAUUAUUAGUGGCUUUUAUUAGUUUUUUCCCCUUUAAAAGAGGUUUUUAUUAGGUGUCAUAAUGUAGAUGUGAGAUUUUAAUUUUGAUGGAAUUAUGAGUUUAUUAACAAUGGUUGAUGUGUGGGAACAAAUUAAUAUAAGCAUGAGAAAUAUUUUUUAUCA
Molecule: messenger RNA, 1346 nt
Organism: Daucus carota subsp. sativus
Lineage: Eukaryota; Viridiplantae; Streptophyta; Magnoliopsida; Apiales; Apiaceae
Exons: 1
Coding region: 243-1154 (303 amino acids)
Source: RefSeq, a predicted model, not a curated record